UCGCGCAGCAGCACCUGAUUGCAAUGGGGUCCGAAGGGAUGGCUGUGUUUUUCGUCCUGUUUUUCUGUCACGUUGUUUGCAAGGUUCAAGAGACGGCAUCGCGCUCUGUACACAAUUCUGACCGUAAUCCCGAACUGCCAAGUGAUAACGUAAGGUUGGGUGUCUACGCUGUAGUUGACGAUAGCAUUGGGAACAAAAGUGCCACUCUUGAAGAUUACAAGUUCUACGUGGCAGGGUUAGUGGCCGGGGUAAACAUCAAUCUGAUGGAGCUUUCACAACCCAUCAUCAGGUUAGGACUCCUUGGCGUUUAUAAUUUGACGGAAGAGCAAAAGAAACGGAUGUCUCCAAAUCAAAAAAUUGAUUUGAACGGUACUUGGGCUGUGAUACAGGAGAUUAAAGAAGAGAAGCUACGCGCAAAUGAAUCCGACAUCAUUUACGUGUUCACCAAGAACACCAUCACUUCAGGUGGGGUAGAUGUACAAGGCACCGCUUCGGUACGAGGUGCUUGCACAGAAGAUAAUAUUGCCGUUGGAAAUGAUCACCUCUGGUCCUACGGCGGUUUCAAGAUUUUCCUUCGGAAUAUUGCCGCGCUAUUGGGUGGCCUGUCUUUCGAAUGCGAUGCAAACAGCAACAACUUUUUCGAUGAAUGCCGCAAGAAACAUAUGAUGUCCCACUUGAGGAAACUGUGGCCGUACUGCUACGGUCAUUCGACACAAUCGCCAUGGAUUCUCUCCAGCAACAUUCCAGGCGACCGAAUCGAGAAGAAUGACUUCUGCGAAUUUAAGAUGUCCCGUAAAGGCGCUAAAGAGUGUACACAGCAAAAUAUACCAAUGGCAAAUAAUACUGAUCAACCUUGUGAAAUAGAGUGCUGUCUACCUGGAGAAGGCAAGGGUGGAAAUAACAGGACGUACGUGUUGCCCGUCGGCUCAACAUGUCGUACUGCAAACUAUGACGUUUACAGACGUUCCUGCUACAAGAAGGAGUGUAAGGGGCGGCUCCCUCUACAACUGAACGCCUCCCCGGGUGAUUCGAGACGUUAUCCGCUCAAUUUCACAUGGCUUCCUACAGUCUAAAAACAGCACUUGGCCUCAUGGCAGGUUCAGAACUGCCUGCCAUUUGUAAUAAUAGUGAGUAUAUCGUACGCUAUCGCCUUUGCUUACGUAAGGAUUAGCUCUGGUGGUUCUGCGCACGCGCGAGUUUUGCGAGUUACCCCUUCCGUACACAAAGGCGACAGCGUACGAUAUACUAAAACUCACUAUUGUCAUUAUCUCUCUCGGUUUGAUGAAAAUUACACGCUUUCGCUUUUUCGUGGCAUAUUCGUCAUAUGUUAUUUGUCACGAAAAGGCGUACAGCCCGCGCUCUUCUGAGAUCAUAAGCUUUAACUUAAUCAUUUUUCAUCUAACUUGCGCAGGGCAUGUUACG
Messenger RNA from Ornithodoros turicata, 1422 nucleotides. RefSeq lists its product as uncharacterized. The record is from RefSeq and is a predicted model, not a curated record. Bases 24 to 1073 code for a protein of 349 amino acids. Gene Ontology annotation, molecular function: metallopeptidase activity. NCBI's taxonomy places the organism in Eukaryota, Metazoa, Arthropoda, Arachnida, Ixodida, Argasidae. The transcript is spliced from 10 exons.